AAUUCUCCACUUCCCAACCAGUGCAAUGCGAUGUCGUCUAGGCAAAGCACUGGCCUUAGCAGAUGCGACACCCACAGCUUCUGCAUUCCCCCAAUCUCUGAUUUCAAUCAAUAAUAAAUUCUGAAGAGUGUCUUCGCCUAUGGAUCAACUGAAUCCCGACUCGCUCUUUCAGUCCAUUCCGAGCUCGAGCAAUUUCCAGCCUUCGCCUGAUGCUCGCGGGACCUCUACUCGUCCCCAUCAGGAUUGCAGGAUGGAAGGAGAAGCAAAGGAUUCAGUUACUGCAAGGAAAGUUCAAAAAGCUGACCGUGAGAAAUUGAGGAGGGAUCGUCUGAAUGAGCAAUUUAUGGAGUUGGGAAACGCCCUUGAUCCAGAUAGGCCUAAAAACGACAAAGCUUCCAUUCUCACUGAUACAAUUCAAAUGCUGAAGGAUUUGACUUCUCAAGUUGACAGAUUAAAAUCUGAGUAUGCAGCGCUCACUGAAGAAUCUCGUGAGCUGACUCAGGAGAAGAAUGAUCUCAGAGAAGAAAAGGCAUCUCUUAAAUCUGAUAUUGAGAACCUUAACGCGCAGUACCAACAGAGAUUGAGGGCCAUGUAUCCGUGGUCUGGGAUGGAUCAUUCUGUUGUCAUGCAUCCAUCUUCUUAUCCCUUUCCAAUGCCAGUCCCUAUUCCAACUGGACCAAUCCCCUUGCAUCCAUCCUUGCAGCCAUACCCGUUCUAUGCGAACCAAAAUCCAGCAGUUGUUCCUAAUCCAUGUUCUACUUAUGUUCCUUAUAUGAUCCAUAAUACCAUGAUCGAACAACAAUCCACACAGCAUGUAUCUCAAGUCAUGCAGCAAGGUACCAGGUCUCAUGUUUCAAGCAAACAAGAUCAUAGAAACAGAUCAUCAGAUGGGGAGAGUAGAAUAGAGAAAAGCGAUGAUUCAAAUGACAUUACAACUGAUCUAGAGCUUAAAACACCUGGAUCGACAUCCGAACAGGACUCCUCGUCAAAGCAAAGAAAAUCGAAAAAAAUUGUCAGGAAGGAAACCAGCAUUACAGAUGGAAGUUCUUCUAGCGGAUGUUCCUCAACUCAUAGUGUGCAGGCUAUCUCAUCUAACAGUGUCGCCGGUGGCAAAAAAACAGACGACUGACAAAGGAAAGGGAAGUAUACUACUAUAUCAUUGGAGGAUUCUGUACACAGGAUAAUUUUCCCUCUUAUCUUUGAUCAUUAUAUUGCUCUACGUGUUAUGUUUGAUGCUGAUUUCAUGGAAAGAUCAUACAUCAGCAAAUGUUCCAUGUCAAAAUUAACCCAAUUUCUUCACGUAUGCCACUUUAACUUGCUCCGUAGCUGAACCUUUUGCUUGGAGAUUCCUCAUUGUGAGUGAUCUAGGCAGAAAAUGUGAAAAAUACUUGGUUUCUUGUAAUAUAUAUGUAUUUGAUACCUAUUUCAGCACAUGAAAACGAUCUGUCGUCUUUUUGUUA
Molecule: messenger RNA, 1460 nt
Organism: Sesamum indicum (sesame)
Lineage: Eukaryota; Viridiplantae; Streptophyta; Magnoliopsida; Lamiales; Pedaliaceae
Gene: BHLH121
Product: basic helix-loop-helix (bHLH) DNA-binding superfamily protein
Biological process (GO): intracellular iron ion homeostasis
Molecular function (GO): protein dimerization activity; DNA-binding transcription factor activity
Source: RefSeq, a predicted model, not a curated record